Molecule: messenger RNA, 1441 nt
Organism: Hibiscus syriacus
Lineage: Eukaryota; Viridiplantae; Streptophyta; Magnoliopsida; Malvales; Malvaceae
Product: flavin-containing monooxygenase FMO GS-OX5-like
Exons: 7
Coding region: 56-1378 (440 amino acids)
Molecular function (GO): flavin adenine dinucleotide binding; N,N-dimethylaniline monooxygenase activity; NADP binding
Source: RefSeq, a predicted model, not a curated record
UGAAACCGGGAUUCUUAGUACCAGAAGAGGUAAGCUGUCCAUCGCUACAGUUAAAAUGAGAGAAGCUUAUAAAGUAGCGGUGGUCGGUGGUGGCUUUGCAGGGCUAGUCACGGCCAGGGAGCUUCAAAGAGAAUGUCAUCGAGUCACCGUAUUUGAAAAGGCCAACAAUGUUGGUGGCAUGUGGCUCUAUGAUUCACGGGUGGACACUGAUCUAUUAGGCCUUGACCCGAAUCGGGAAAUAGUUCAUAGCAGCCUUUACAGAUCACUUAGAGUUAACCUUCCAAGGCAGAUUAUGGGAUUCAUGGACUAUCCAUUUGUGGAGAAAGAAGGUGGGGAUCCGAGGAAUUUUCCGGGUCCUGAAGAGGUACUCAGGUUUCUUGAGGAUUUUGCUCGGGACUUUGGGUUAAUGAGGUUGAUUCGAUUUGGGCAUGAAGUGGUUCGGGUGGAGCGAGUUGAUGAGGUGAGUCACGAGUGGGUUGUUGAGUAUAGGAUUCAAGAGAAUGAGUCAAGAUGGGAAUGGAAAGAGGAGGUGUUUGAGGCUGUGGUUAUUUGCAAUGGUAAACACACUGAGCCAAAAGUUGCAGAAUUUUCAGGCAGGGAUACUUGGCCAGGAUUGCAGAUGCAUAGCCAUAACUACCGGACUCCAGAACAAUUUGAAAAUAAGAUAGUGGUGCUUAUCGGGAAUGGAUCAAGUGCCAAUGACAUCUUGAAAGAGAUUUCCCCUAUUGCAAAACAAGUUCAUCAGGCUAUUAGAGGGCCUGAUUCCCAAUGGAAAAGGCUGGAUAAUCAUGAUAACGCCUGGCAGCAUUCUAUGAUUGAAUGCGCUCGUAAAGACGGUGUGGUGGUAUUCCAAGAUGGAUCAAUUGUUGAUGCAGAUGCCAUUAUUCAUUGCACCGGGUACAAAUUCCAUUUCCCAUUUCUUAGGUCAAAUGGGAUAAUUACUGUCGACGACAACCGGGUUGGACCUCUGUAUAAACAUGUAUUUUCAACAAGCCUGGCCCCUUGGCUUUCUUUUGUGGGACUACCUUACAAGGCAGUACCCUCUGUAGUGAUGGAAUUUCAGCCAAAAUGGGUGGCAAAAGUUCUGUCCGGCAACGUAAAGCUGCCAACCCGAGUAGAGCUGGCAUAUUCCGUUGAAGAGCUUUACCGUCAAAUGGAGAAGACCGGACGACCGAAACAUCUUACUCAUACGCUUCAACAGGACUACAAGUUUGAAUAUGAAAGAUGGCUGGCCGCUCAGUUGGACAUUAAGCCGCCGGAGAGGUGGAAGGAAAUAAUGUUUUUCUCCAUCCAGAAAAUAAAAUCAUAUUAUGGUGACGAGUAUCGAGAUGCAUGGGAUGUCGACAAAUGGAUACGAGAAGUAGAUUCCUCUGAUUAAACUCCGCAGAUGAUAAAUCAAAUAUAUAGAUCUCAUACACAAUGCUUGCAUAUCAAAUAUAAA